AUGAAUAGCAUUCAGGUUGAUAUCAACCACCUAAAAAAGGGUGAGGUUAGUUUGGGUACUUCCAUUAUGGCGGUGACCUUUAAAGAUGGUGUUAUACUCGGUGCAGAUUCAAGGACAACAACCGGGGCUUACAUUUCUAAUCGUGUGACUGACAAAUUAACUCGUGUUCAUGAUAAGAUUUGGUGUUGUAGAUCGGGAUCGGCGGCAGAUACACAGGCUGUUGCAGAUAUUGUACAACAUCAUCUUGAGCUUUAUUCCAUGCAAUAUGGUGAACCUACAACGAAUGUGGCAGCAUCACUUUUCAGUACAAUAUGUUACGAGAACAAGGACGCCUUAAGUGCUGGUAUUAUUGUAGCUGGUUUUGAUGAGAAAAACAAGGGUGAGGUUUACAGCGUAACAAUUGGUGGAUCUGUUCACAAGGCCCCAUAUGCAAUUGCUGGAUCUGGAUCCGCCUUUAUUUAUGGUUAUUGUGACAAGAACUACAAGCCUGAUAUGACUAAAGAAGAUACAAUUGAAUUUAUGAAGCAUUCGCUCUCUCAAGCCAUCAAGUGGGAUGGCUCAUCUGGUGGUGUUAUCAGGCUGGUUGCUCUAACAAAAGACGGCAUUGAGCGCCAUAUUUUCUACCCAGACGAAUAUGAAAACUUGUAA
This is a messenger RNA of Eremothecium sinecaudum, 648 nucleotides long. RefSeq names its product proteasome core particle subunit beta 1 (gene PRE3). Gene Ontology annotation, cellular component: proteasome core complex. Lineage: Eukaryota; Fungi; Ascomycota; Saccharomycetes; Saccharomycetales; Saccharomycetaceae. The transcript is spliced from 2 exons. Bases 1 to 648 code for a protein of 215 amino acids. The record is from RefSeq and is a predicted model, not a curated record. Gene Ontology annotation, molecular function: threonine-type endopeptidase activity.